UGGUCUGCUGCUGGUGGCUGUGCUAUGGCGGUUCGGGGUUAGUUAACCGAGGAAGUGUAGAGCUGCGAUUUUAUCGGCGGGGUUCACCUUCAUGUAUAUACAGUCGAACUGCUCGGUGAAAGCAACACCCUUUUACAGGUCUGCUAGUGUACCUUUUUUUAAAUGUAUUUUUUUUAGUGCAGAAAGAAACUCAAUCGCUGUGAACUCGCCGGUUUUUGCUCAUCUAAACAUCUAAAAGGAUUCAGGUGGGCGCGCCCAAGAAAGAAAGACACACACGCACACAGACAGGAGGGAUGCAUACAUGGACUACUUGUCGCUUUCCUCUGGCGUGGAUGUUUGUGUGAACACCUUCCGUUUACAGCAAAAUGUGUUUGGAGAACGAAUCUGAUACUAAACGAGGUGCUCAGGUGCAUGGAAUGGCAUGGACUGACUGAUGAUUGCAUGCAUGGUGCAUCUGUUUAGAUGAAGGUGAAGCCUAUGCCUGGAAAUUUUGACACUUUGUUGGCUGGUGAAUAAAAGCAGCUUGUUUAAAAAAAAAAAAAAGGACAAAACACGAUGUAAUGUGUUGAUUUAAAUACCAUCAGCACCAGAAAGUGACACUGACAAUGCAGGUUUGUUUUAUUAUAAAUAUAUUUUUCUUUGUCACUGUUGUGGCUCUGGCAGACGGGGAUGAUAUUCAUACCAAGGCAUCCAGUGCCAUGCGGUAUGAGCGGCGACAAGCCACAGGUCCACCUCACUGGACUCUCACACGGGAUGUCAGGAUUCCGUUUUUAUUGAACAGAAGUAAUGCUACCUAUUUCAGUCGAAGAUGCAAAACUAAAAAGUUAGGAUGUUACUUUCUGUCACACAGGAUGGACAGGACCACCCAUGGUGAUAGGGUGGUACACAGUCAGUACAAGAUAUGGAGAAAGUUCACUGAACAUGAGAGAAACCACCGGCACAGAAGAGGUGCAAAGGAACGUUACAAGAAACUGUCAUGGGAAGCAAAGAACAGAGCAACUGGAGGUAUGAAAAUGUCUGCAAAUACCCUCACUUCUCCUUUAACGUGGUGGGAACCGAUGCCCAAGCCUUUGGCGCUCACCUCCACAGAUUUCCCUUUUGAUAUAACCAAACACAUGGAGUUUUACACCCGGCGCAUGACCCCAGAUAACCCAUGGGAUGCAACACCUAUGACCCCGCCAUACCCUGAAGAUGAGGAACAUGAAUAUUUCCCUAACCCAUUCUAUCCGGUCACGAGUGAGACGUACACAGCCUACGCCAUCACAUGUUUUUCUGCACUCAUUUUCAUGAUAGGGAUCACUGGAAAUGUUGCAGUCAUGUGCAUUGUGUGCCAUAACUAUUACAUGAGGAGCAUCUCCAACGCCCUUUUAGCUAACCUGGCUGUUUGGGAUCUGGCUGUGUUGUUGGUCUGCAUGCCCCUUGUGGUGUUCCAUGAGCUGACUAAAACCUAUCUGCUGGGCCACUUCACCUGUAAAGUUAUCCCCUACAUUGAGACGGACGUAUCGGACAGAGGGCUGGGGGCCAUUUUAUCCCAGGAGGUGGAGGGCGAGGAAUGCCCCGUGCUGUACAUCAGCCGCAAGCUCUUGAUGUGCGAGAGAAGCAAAAAAUCCUGCAGAAAAUGCAUGGAAUUAGAACAGAGGAUUUCUAUUCUGGAAUCAAAGAUUAAUGCUCUGCCAAAAACGGACGAAUUAAAAGCGAUAUCUCAGGAAAGGAGUACAGAAACAGUGGCUGAGAAUGCAGAGAUUGCGCUCCGACAGACUGAGGACAUUGCAGACCAAGUGGAAGAAUUCAUAACUCAAGCUGUACAAAAUGUGAGUACUGAAAACUGGCAAAUGAUGGGUGCUAAGCCUAAAAACAAAAACAGAAGAGUAAUUACUUCAACACCAGCUCGUUCUACAAAUUACAAUAGGAUCUACAAUCCUAUGGAAAAUCCACAGCCCAUAAAGCUUCAGAACAAAUUUGAAUGCCUCAGGGAUGUGGAAGAGGAUUUGUCAAGUGGACAAACACAUAGUAAAAAGAGAUCGCACCAAGAUUGAAGAGCUGUGAGAAGAGGCAAAAAGCAGCUCGUAACACCACCUGAUCCCACAACCCUUGUUCUUGGUGAUUCCACUGUAAGACAAUUAAAAGGUUAUGAGAUGAUUAUUUGUUGUCUUCCAAAUGCAUCCAUCUCUGACACCAAAGACAGCAUUUUGAAACUCAUGUCCGAGCAUAAAACGAUUAAGCGUAUCGUUGUACAUGUGGGAGCAAACGAUGUUUUCAGAGAACAGCUGUUUGUCCAAGAUGAUUUCAGAAAACUUUUUUCUGAGCUCUACAAGACUGGAAUUCAAUCUUUUAUCAGUGGCCCACUCCCAGCGAGAGGAAGUUUUGCUUUUUCUCGACUCUUCAGUCUUAACACCUGGCUUGGAAAAACUUGUUCUUCAUUUGGUAUGAAUUUCAUAGACAAUUUUAAUCUUUUUUGGAAUUGCAAAGAAUUCUACAAGCCAAAUAGCACUGAACUCAGCUGGAUUGGAGCCAAAGUCUUAGCAGACCACUACAAACUUGCAAUCUUUUCUCAGCCAGCACCGAGGAAAACAGUUGAUAAGAUGUCGCAGACUGACAUAGUUACAAAGCCUAAACAAUCAUCUUUGCAAGUCGUCAUCAAGGACACACAAACAUCUGACUUGCAGGCCUCCCAACAUUCAAGGACAGACGACUCCACUUCUCCUCGGAUGGAUUUCCCAAAUAGCAUGAAAAAACUGCUUCCUAUGGCUACACUCUCUUUUUCUAGUCCAAAUUUGUCGCGACAAGCAGUGUACCCAAUUCAUCAAAAUUGUGUUCGUCCAGGACUUUCAGCUGGCUACAAAUCUUUUUCACCAUCCAAAAGAUACAUGUCAUCUCCAGUCCUUUCACCCUCAAACCAAAUGGAACAUUUAGAAAGUCUUGUUUGAUGUACUCUGGGUCCCUGCAAAUGUAUGUAGAAAAAAGCAGGGAUCCGAUGUUGACACUAUUCCUGUGUUGAUAAGAAACAGAAAACAUAGAGCACAUUUAACCCUGGGGGUAAACCAAUCUAAUCUCCUUCCUGUUUUAAAACAGCAUCAGAGUGCACAACCAAAUAUUACUGUAAAACUAGCCCUUCUGAAUAUUAGAUCACUUUUAAACAAGUCAUUUUUAAUUAAUGAUCUUAUUUGUAAACACAAUCUUGAUUUUUUGCUUCUAACUGAAACCUGGCUGGAUCAAGCAAAUAGUGCUACCACCCUUAUCGAAGCAGCUCCUCCAAAUUUUAAUUUUUUGAAUGUUACCCGACAAGGGAAAGGUGGAGGGAUUGCAAAUAUUUUCAAAGUCUCUUUUCAAUGUAAACAAUCCUCACUUGGUGAUUUUAUGUCCUUUGAACACUUAUGUGCACUUGUUACAUGCUCUCCUAACAUAUUAUUAUUAACUAUUUACAGGCCUC
Neoarius graeffei (lesser salmon catfish) is the source of this 3430-nucleotide messenger RNA. It is a transcript of the gene gpr37b, whose product is annotated as G protein-coupled receptor 37b. Gene Ontology annotation, biological process: positive regulation of MAPK cascade; adenylate cyclase-inhibiting G protein-coupled receptor signaling pathway. The transcript has 3 exons. Gene Ontology annotation, molecular function: prosaposin receptor activity; G protein-coupled peptide receptor activity. Bases 606 to 2036 code for a protein of 476 amino acids. The record is from RefSeq and is a predicted model, not a curated record. Gene Ontology annotation, cellular component: plasma membrane; signaling receptor complex. Lineage: Eukaryota; Metazoa; Chordata; Actinopteri; Siluriformes; Ariidae.